Molecule: messenger RNA, 1061 nt
Organism: Vitis riparia (riverbank grape)
Lineage: Eukaryota; Viridiplantae; Streptophyta; Magnoliopsida; Vitales; Vitaceae
Product: 1-aminocyclopropane-1-carboxylate oxidase 1
Exons: 3
Coding region: 27-947 (306 amino acids)
Source: RefSeq, a predicted model, not a curated record
CAUCAUCCUGGGUCAGAAAGCAAGAAAUGGAGGUCCCUAUGAUAGACUUUGAUAAGCUUGAUGGUGAGAAAAGGGCUGAAACAAAGGCUCUUCUCCACCAAGCUUGCGAGAAAUGGGGAUUCUUUCAGAUCGACAACCAUGGAGUUGACAAGAAGUUGAUGGAGAAGGUGAAGCACUUGGUGAAUACACACUAUGAGGAAAUCAUGAAGAGGAGCUUUUAUGAGUCAGAGAUAGCUAAGGCCCUGGAGGAUAAAGAAACUGCAUCUAAUAUAGACUGGGAAAGCAGCUUUUUCCUUUGGCAUCGACCAACUUCUAACAUUGAUGAGUUUACAAACAUCUCAGAGGAUCUUCGCAAAACAAUGGAUGAGUACAUUGCUCAACUGUUCAAGCUGGCAGAGAAGCUUUCUGAGCUCAUGUGUGAGAAUCUUGGUUUGGAGAAGGGCUACAUAAGAGAAGCAUUUUCGGGAAAUGCAGGGCCUUCAGUAGGGACAAAAGUGGCAAAAUACCCUCAAUGUCCUCGACCUGAGCUUGUUAGGGGGCUCAGGGAGCACACUGAUGCUGGUGGAAUCAUUCUCUUGCUCCAAGAUGAUCAAGUUCCAGGCCUUGAAUUCUACAAAGAUGGAGAAUGGGUGGUAAUUCCACCUUCCAAGAACAACACCAUCUUUGUAAAUACAGGUGAUCAAAUAGAAGUCUUGAGUAAUGGAAGGUAUAAAAGUGCUUUGCAUCGUGUCAUGGCAGACAAGAAUGGAAGCAGACUAUCCAUUGCUACCUUCUAUAACCCUUCCGGUGAUGCCAUCAUUUCACCAGCUCCCAAGCUCUUAUAUCCAGAUCACUUCCGUUUUCAAGAUUACCUGAAGCUUUAUGCCACAACAAAGUUCGCAGACAAGGGCCCCAGAUUUGAAUCAAUGAAGAACAUGGCAAUUGGGCAUCACAGUCUUCAUGCAUAGAAGAAGCUUUUAAAUAAAACUAUAUGUAUUUCCUAUUUACUAUUUUGUACCUUUUGUUCUAUUAGUGUUGUAUUUUCAAAUUCCAAGAGAAGAUAGUGGCUGUUGUUUCUUCCA